Messenger RNA from Calypte anna (Anna's hummingbird), 1249 nucleotides. Its product is annotated as endonuclease/exonuclease/phosphatase family domain-containing protein 1. Gene Ontology annotation, molecular function: catalytic activity. The coding region runs from base 1 to 945 and encodes 314 amino acids. The record is from RefSeq and is a predicted model, not a curated record. Gene Ontology annotation, cellular component: plasma membrane. The transcript has 8 exons. NCBI's taxonomy places the organism in Eukaryota, Metazoa, Chordata, Aves, Apodiformes, Trochilidae.
AUGCCGUGUGAUCUAUGGAGGGCAGUUUCCAUCCUGACAGCAUCCUGCAGCCCAGAAAGUGGGGCAGGUUUAAUGAGCAAACCCGUUUCUCUAAGAGGAGGAUGUGUAGAUAUAGCAAGUAUCAAGCUUUUGGCUGUGCAGGAGCUGGUGGACAGAGAAGCAUUGGAAAAGUUUUGUACAGAGCUGAACGAACCGACGCUGCCAAACAUCCGCAAGUGGAAGGGCCCUAGAGGAUGUUGGAAGGGUGUUGUUUCCGAAAAACCCUCAGGCCAGCUACACAAGGGAGUCGAAUAUUCUGGCUUCCUCUGGGAUACAACGGCUGGCAUUGAAUUGAAAAAUGCUUCAUCUCAGGAGAGUGCACAGACCAAUGGCAAUGGGAAGCACUCAUAUCCUCACCCAUAUCUUGCACAUUUCAAGGUUGGGAUGAAUGAUCUAACAGUGGUUAACCUUCAUCUGGCCUUGUCACCUGCAGCAGUAGAGAAUACUGGGAAGAACCACGACAGCCACAAACUGGCAUCUUUUGCCCAGACUUUGCAGGAAACUCUGAAAGGAGAAAGAGACGUGAUCAUCCUUGGAGAUUUUAACCAGGCCCCAGACAGCAGCGAUCACGACAUUCUGAGGAAGGAGAAGUUCCAUCACUUGGUCCCUUCCAGCACCUUCACCAACAUCAGCACAAAGAACCCACAAGGGUCCAAGUCACUGGAUAACAUCUGGAUUAGUCGGAGCUUGAAAAAGGUUUUCACAGGCCACUGGGCUGUCGUGCGAGAAGGCCUCACAAACCCAUGGAUUCCUGAUAACUGGUCCUGGGGUGGGGUGGCUUCAGACCACUGCCCCGUGCUGGCCGAGUUUUACCUGGAAAAGGACUGGAACAGGAAGGAGGCGACACGGAAUGGGAACGGGGUGACAGUUGAACGCAACGACUCCCACACCAAGCAUGAACGAUGACGUGAACUCGAGGGUGCCUCUUCUCCUCCCCAGGAGGUGGCCAAAGGCUCUGUUUGGACUGCCUUCUCCUCUCCCUCCUUCCCGCUCUCCUCCUCCCCACGCCUAGAAAGCAUCAGCACUUGAUUUUGGUGGCCCUGGCUUUGUGCCUCUCCUGGUUGGUUGUGAGGUGUCUCGCAGCAGGAGGGCAAUCUGCCACUUUUUUUUUUUUUUUUUUUUUUUUUGUCUGGGGACACAGUGGACAUUUUCACGCCUGGAGAUUUGAAUGAGAAUUGUACAGAAAAUAAAGUGUACUUUUAAUAUGGUA